AUGCUCAGGGGUGGAUGUGUCUACAGAACUGCCAGCUGGAAGGAGGUGGCACGGGAACUCCCGGGUGAUACUCUCGGCCUCACACCCGUGGGGAUGGUGCCAAAGACGCUGCAGGGAUCCCCGAGGCUGGGCAAGCUGGAGGAAGGACGAACACCCCCAGAUCUAGCCAGGACCUCUCCUGGCAUCGCCCUCAGCCCUGAGUUUCCUCGCCAGUCAGCAAGAGCGGGCUCGGCGGCUGCUGCAGCGCUCAGCGCCGGGGCCCUGCCGGAGCCGGGUCUAGCAUGUGCCGCGGCUCCCCGGCGGCGGCGGCUCCUCUGCAGCAACGGCAGCAGCAGCGGCCGCCAUGGCCAAGCCCAGCGCGGAGCUCACCCGCGAGCUGCAAGGUACGAGGCUGCGGUGGUCUCCGGGACGCCCCGUCCGGGAGCAUCCCAGACCCAGUGCGUUCCUCCCCGCGGUACACCCCAGCCCCGCUGCCUCCUGCCCUCCCCGCGCCCCAUGCAUUCCGGCUCCAGGGCGGUCCCCUGCCCCUGCAUCCUAGCUAGGGGCAUCGCUGUCCCCCGAGCAUCCUCCGCUGCCCGCCUCGCCUCACCCUGUCAGGACCUUCCAGUCCCAGAGCCGCCCGUCCCGAUCAUCGACAGCAUCAGGAGGUGCUUAAGCCAAGGGGCUGUGCUCCAACAACAUCGGGUGAAGCUGGAGACGAAGCCCAAGAAGUUUGAGGAUCGAGUUCUGGCCCUGACCUCCUGGCGCCUCCACCUCUUCCCCCUUAAAGUCCCAGCCAAGGUGGAGAGCUCCUUCAAUGUCCUAGAAAUCCGCGCCUUCAAUACGCUCAGUCAGAACCAGAUCCUAGUGGAGACAGAGCGUGGCCUGGUGAGCAUGCGGCUCCCAUCGGCUGAGAGUGUGGACCAGGUGACACGACAUGUGAGCUCUGCCCUCUCCAAGGUCUGCCCUGGCCCUGGGUGUCUAAUCCGUCGUGGAAAUGCUGACACCCCAGAAGGGCCCCGAGACACGUCCCCUAACUCUGAGACUUCCACAUCGACCACUCACAGUGUCUGUGGUGGCUUCUCCGAGACCUAUGCUGCCCUGUGUGACUACAACGGACUGCACUGCCGUGAGGAGGUGCAAUGGGAUGUGGACACCAUCUAUCAUGCCGAGGAUAACCGGGAGUUCAAUCUUUUGGAUUUCAGCCACUUGGAAAGCCGAGACUUGGCCCUAAUGGUGGCAGCCCUGGCCUACAACCAGUGGUUCACCAAACUCUACUGCAAGGAUCUGCGGCUGGGCUCUGAAGUGUUAGAACAGGUGCUACAUACCCUGAGCAAGUCGGGGAGCCUCGAAGAGCUGGUGCUGGACAAUGCCGGGCUUAAGACGGACUUUGUCCAGAAGCUGGCCGGGGUGUUUGGGGAGAACGGGAGCUGUGUGCUGCAUGCCCUCACUCUGUCCCACAACCCCAUCGAGGACAAGGGUUUCCUCAGUCUGAGUCAGCAGCUCCUCUGCUUCCCCACUGGCCUCACCAAACUGUGCCUGGCCAAGACUGCCAUUUCCCCUCGAGGGCUCCAGGCACUGGGCCAGACCUUCGGGGCCAACCCAGCCUUUGCCAGCUCCCUUCGAUACCUGGACCUGAGCAAGAACCCUGGGCUGCUCGCCACAGAUGAGGCCAAUGCCCUCUACAGUUUCCUGGCCCAGCCUAAUGCUCUGGUGCACCUGGACCUGGCAGGAACCGACUGCGCCAUUGACUUGCUUCUGGGAGCCCUGCUCCAUGGCUGCUGCUCCCACCUAACCUACCUCAACCUGGCGCGCAACAGCUGCUCCCACAGGUGGGAGCACAAAGGGCACAAGGAGGGAUGGGGUGAGCCAUGGGCAUCCCCCUCCCUUGCUGACCCCGGGAGUCUCUGCAGGAAGGGCCGAGAGGCCCCGCCGGCCUUCAAGCAGUUCUUCAGCAGCGCCUACACACUGAGCCACGUCAACCUGUCGGCCACGAGGCUGCCCCUGGAGGCCCUCAGGGCACUGCUCCAGGGCCUCUCCCUCAACAGUCACCUCAGUGAUCUGCACCUGGACCUCAGCAGCUGUGAGCUCCGCUCAGCAGGAGCCCAGGCUUUGCAGGAGCAGCUGGGGGCUGUCACCUGUGUGGGCAGCCUGGAUCUGUCAGACAAUGGGUUCGACUCGGACCUCCUGACACUGGUGCCCGCACUUGGCAAGAACAAGUCCCUCAAGCACCUGUUCCUGGGCAAGAACUUCAAUGUCAAGGCCAAGACCCUGGAGGAGAUCCUCCACAAGCUGGUGCAACUGAUCCAAGAAGAGGACUGUUCCCUGCAGUCACUGUCAGUGGCGGACUCAAGGCUGAAGCUCCGCACCAGCAUCCUCAUCAAUGCCCUGGGCAGCAACACCUGCCUGGCUAAGGUGGAUCUGAGUGGCAAUGGCAUGGAGGACAUCGGGGCCAAGAUGCUGUCUAAGGCCCUGCAGAUAAACUCCUCCCUCAGAACCAUCCUAUGGGAUCGAAACAACACAUCUGCCCUGGGCUUUCUGGACAUUGCAAGGGCCCUGGAGAGCAACCACACACUGCGCUUCAUGUCCUUCCCCGUGAGUGACAUCUCCCAAGCCUACCGCAGCGCCCCGGAGCGCACCGAGGAUGUCUGGCAGAAGAUCCAGUGGUGCUUGGUGAGGAACAAUCACUCCCAGACAUGCCCUCAGGAGCAGGCCUUCAGGCUGCAGCAGGGCCUGGUGACCAGCAGCGCCGAGCAAAUGCUGCAGCGGCUGUGUGGCCGGGUGCAGGAGGAGGUUCGGGCCCUGAGGCUGUGCCCCCUGGAGCCUGUGCAGGAUGAGCUGCUUUAUGCUCGGGACCUGAUCAAGGACGCCAAAAACUCACGGGCGCUGUUUCCCAGCCUCUAUGAGCUGGGCCAUGUGCUGGCCAAUGACGGGCCUGUACGGCAGAGGCUGGAGUCAGUUGCCAGUGAGGUGUCCAAGGCUGUGGACAAGGAACUGCAGGUGAUCCUGGAGUCGAUGGUCAGCCUUACGCAGGAGUUAUGUCCUGUGGCCAUGCGAGUGGCUGAGGGGCACAACAAGAUGCUGAGCAAUGUGGCUGAGCGCGUCACUGUGCCCCGGAACUUCAUCCGAGGGGCGCUGCUGGAGCAGGCAGGACAGGACAUUCAGAACAAGCUGGAUGAAGUAAAGCUCUCAGUCGUCACCUACUUGACCAACUCCAUAGUGGAUGAGAUCCUGCAGGAGCUGUACCACUCCCACAAGAGCCUGGUAAGGCUUCUGAACCCCAGCCAGGCUCAGGCACACUCUCCACCCCACAUCAUCCCAUCUCCCCCAACCAACCAUCCCCCAAAGCCCCGGAAGGUGAGCAGCUUCCUUGGGAACCUGUUCACAUCUGUCCUUCCCCAGGCCCGGCACCUGGCCCAGCUAAAGACACUAUCAGAUCCACCAUCGGGGCCAGGCCAAGGGCAGGAUCCGUCCUCCCGGGGCCGAGGCCGGAACCAUGACCAUGAGGAGACCACAGAUGAUGAACUUGGGACCAACAUCGACACCAUGGCCAUCAAAAAGCAGAAACGCUGCCGCAAGAUCCGGCCAGUGUCCGCCUUCAUUAGUGGGAGCCCUCAGGACAUGGAAAGCCAGCUGGGGAGCCUGGGGAUCCCGCCUGGCUGGUUCUCAGGACUCGGAAGCAGCCAGCCCACAGGCGGUGGCUCCUGGGAGGGUCUAUCCGAGCUGCCCACUCAUGGCUAUAAACUAAGGCAUCAAACACAAGGCAGGCCUCGGCCCCCCAGGACCACACCUCCAGGACCUGGUCGGCCCAGUGUGCCAAUAACUGGGACACGACAGGAGAAUGGGAUGGCCACCCGCCUGGAUGAGGGGCUGGAGGAUUUUUUCAGCCGAAGGGUCAUGGAUGAAAGCUCCAGCUACCCCCGGACUCUGCGGACCCUGCGGCCAGGCCUCUCAGAGCCGCCGCUGCCUCCACUCCAGAAGAAGAGACGCAGAGGCCUGUUUCACUUUCGCCGGCCCCGGAGCUUCAAGGGGGAUAGGGGGCCAGGGUCCCCCACCACUGGGCUCCUCCUCCCUCCGCCCCCACCCCCACCCCCAACUCAGGAGAGCCCCCCAAGCCCAGAUCCCCCCAGCCUUGGCAAUAAUUCCUCCCCCUGUUGGAGCCCAGAGGAGGAGAGCGGCCCCCUCCCUGGAUUUGGGGGGAGCCGGGGGCCUUCCUUCCGCAGGAAGAUGGGCACUGAGGGGGCGGAGCCAGGGGAGGGGGGCCUGGCCCCUGGGACAGCACAGCAGCCAAGGGUCCAUGGUGUUGCCCUUCCUGGGUUGGGAAGAGCCAAGGGUUGGAGCUUCGACGGGAAACGAGAGGGUACAGGCCCAGACCUGGAGGGCAGUGUCCAGGCUUGGCAGAAACGGCGCUCUUCAGACGAUGCAGGGCCGGGAGCCUGGAAGCCCCCACCACCACCCCAAAGCACCAAGCCAAGCUUCAGCGCCAUGCGCCGAGCAGAGGCCACGUGGCACAUAGCUGAGGAGAGUGCCCCCAACCACAGCUGCCAGAGCCCCAGCCCAGCCUCUCAGGACGGGGAGGAGGAAAAGGAGGGGGCCCAAUUCCCAGAGAGGACCGUUCCCACUAGGAAUGCCAAGCUGCAGGACCCCCCUUUAGCUUCACGGCCCCCCAAGCCAGUGGCUGUGCCCCGGGGCCGCCGGCCCCCCCAGGAGCCAGGGGGCAGGGAGGAGGCUGAGGCUGGGGGUGCAGUCCUAGGAAUGAACAAACCCCGGCUGAGGCUGGGCUCACAGCAGGAUCAAGAGGAGACCGAGGUCCAAGGGCCCCCAGAUCCAGGCCGCCGGACUGCCCCCCUGAAGCCCAAGAGGACGCGGCGGGCACAGUCCUGUGACAAGCUGGAGCCUGACAGAAGGCAGCCCCCUGACCCCACAGGAACCAGUGAGCCAGGAACAGACUGACAGCCGCUACAGCACCCUGCCCAGCCCUCCUCUCAACAUGUGCCUCACAAGGACUCAGACCCCCACCCACCCCCCACACCUCCAGGCCCCUCUGCCAGCCCAUCCCCCAGGGGCAGGAUGGCAGGAUGAGGCCUGGGGACAGGAGGUGGGGGACAGGAUGGGAGAGAGCAACCUGGAGAGAGGGAGGCAGAGCUUGGGGCAGGGCCGUCUCCUCUCCUGGAAGGGCAGAUCUGUCCCUCUAUCCCCAGGGACUCUCUCCCUCCUUGUAUAGAAUUAAAAAAAACAAAAUCACUGCCUGCUUUGUCUCUGCUGUCUUCCCCAUUCACUGCCAC
Panthera uncia (snow leopard) is the source of this 5264-nucleotide messenger RNA. It is a transcript of the gene CARMIL3, whose product is annotated as capping protein regulator and myosin 1 linker 3. Bases 1 to 4932 code for a protein of 1643 amino acids. The record is from RefSeq and is a predicted model, not a curated record. Gene Ontology annotation, molecular function: protein binding. Lineage: Eukaryota; Metazoa; Chordata; Mammalia; Carnivora; Felidae. Gene Ontology annotation, biological process: cell migration; regulation of Arp2/3 complex-mediated actin nucleation. Gene Ontology annotation, cellular component: lamellipodium; plasma membrane. The transcript is spliced from 39 exons.